Molecule: messenger RNA, 3224 nt
Organism: Ctenopharyngodon idella (grass carp)
Lineage: Eukaryota; Metazoa; Chordata; Actinopteri; Cypriniformes; Xenocyprididae
Gene: adisspa
Product: adipose secreted signaling protein
Exons: 6
Coding region: 249-749 (166 amino acids)
Source: RefSeq, a predicted model, not a curated record
CGUUAAGUAACCAUCAGUAACCAAUAGCUGCAGCUCCUUUCUUGUGACCGCGCGCAGCGUCAGACCUGCUGCACGCUGCGUUCGAGGAGACUGAUGGCACAGCGCUUCAGGCAACGCCACAAACCUGCACCUACUGUACAGUACAUUCAAGAUAGGGUUUAUUCUCUGUGACUCAAUAUCUGUUAUUUGGAGAUGAAAUCACAUUGACGGCAAUAAUCAUCCCUUGAUUUUCCUGGCCUUAUGUCGACAUGGCAACAGGAAGGAAAAGCUCCACUUCAAAAGGUGGAGUACGUUUCCCUGAUGAUGACGAAGAUGCUCCCAUUAACAAUAGCUGUGAUGAAAAGCUUCAGGAUAAACUCAUUACUGCUCUACCAGAGCCUGAUGGUGCAUAUCUUGUUAAGGUGGGAUUUUUAAGGAGCCAUCACAAAUAUGAAAUCAUCUUUUCUUUGCCCCAAGUCCCAACAAUGGGCAAAGAUGUCACCCUUUCCCCUGCGCUUCGUACUACGGCAAAACCACGGCUACGUGCAACACGCAUCACUCCACGCCCUGAGGGGGGAGUGAAGGUGGUUUGUGAGUAUAUCGCUCAUCAGGAGGGAGUGGUACAGGAGGAACUCACCCUGGUCAACAGAAGCAGAAGGGACAGCAGCAUUAAAGUUAGAUUACAGGCCAGAGUUAUGGAGCGCCACCACGGGACACCAAUGUUACUUGAUGGAGUGCGGUGUGUUGGUGAAGAAAAACACACAAAAUAAUGACACAAAGAUGUGGCUAAACCAGUUUGUGUAAAUGAUGGUAAUAAACUGAAAAGAAUGCACAUGAGAAUGUGAACAAACCAUGUCACCCCUAUCCUGGAAGAUCACAGGUUCAGCUGAUUUGUUUCUGCAAUAACGCAAAAAUAGAGCCUCUAUUUUAGAGGCUGCUUAUCACGUAUGCUAAUGGAAUCACAAAUUUGACUUAAGUUUUUAAGAGAGUUGUAAAAGUCAUGGGUUUUUAUUACAGCAGAAUUUAAUUAAAAAGCAAUUUAAAGAGAAAAGCAAUACCAAUGCACCUGGUCAAGGAUAACAUAUGUCAGAAGUUCAACUUAGUUCAGCUAUGUGCUGUUUGGUAGCCUGAGUAUGAGUAGUUAUUAAUUCACUAACAUUCACGCUAGAAUUUUACAUGAAGCUUCUAAUUUGGUUCAGCUUGUUACUGUAUUGAAUUUAAAGUGUGAUUCAAGAACACUCAACCUGCUCUAGUUAUUUUGCAAGUGCUAACUGAACCUCAUCAUAGUAUUGCCUGAAGAAAAGAAUGUAUGCAUAAUCAUGUGCAUCAUAUACAGUGUGUAUACAUAAUUAAUAAUUAUAUAUAAUCAUAUUUUUAUUCUAGAAAAAGUCAUUAUUUUUUAUCUUCUUGUCACAUAUAUGGAAAUAUAUUAGACCAAGACACUGGACUCCCACAGGAGGUAAUUUUAAAGAGGACCUAUUAUGCUCUUUUACAAAGUCUUGAUUUUGUUUUUGGAGUCUGUUAAAAUUGGUUUUCAUGCUUUAGGUUUUCAAAAAAAAAAAAAAAAAGCACUAUUUUUCACAUAUUUGAUAUUGUUGCAGCACCUCUCUUCUCAGUCUGUCAGUAACGCUAUGGAGUGCGUUUCCCGCGUUUUACAAUGACGUAACUCGAUGCUUCGCUACCAUAGUACGAUGCAUCGUUGAGCAAAUCAACUAGCUAAUCACGGCUGUUUCCUGAAACCGUAUUGUCGCAAACCUGUCGUUCAGCUACGUUGGUGAAUGAUGUCACGCAGGUGGUGGAGUAAUAACUUAUUGGAGAUCGAAUCAAUGCUAGAUUUUUUUUUACUAUAAAUUACAUACAUGGCAUCUGAUGACUAUUUCUCAUUUUUCUCAGUUAUUUUGCUUUAUUUCCAGAUUCAAUCAUAGGCUCGUUCUAGAGCACAUACGCACAUGCGUGCUCUUCAAAAACGGUGCUUAAAAUCUCCUGACAAACUAAAAUAUGUAAAUGAUAUUUGUAUAUAUUCAAAAUAAAAGAUAUACAUUGUACUUAAUGUCAGCUUGCUUAUUUUGCUCAAGAUAAGGAUUUAUUAAGUCCACAUGUCAUAAAAACAAGAAACAAUGCUUGCAACCACAGCUCGAGAGAAGUUUGCGAUGCAGUUUGUGAAUGUUUGUUUAAACUAUGGUUUCGGGAAACACAAAAUCAUUGAAAUAUGUUAGUAACGACAGAACUUGCAAUGUUAGUUGGCUAACGAUGCUUUUGGGAAAACACCCCUGUUUAGUUUCUUCUUCCGAAAAGCUCAGUGUGCUCUGAUUGGCUGGACCAGUGCGUUGUGAUUGGUCAACCGCUUUGAGUGUGUUUCGGAAAUGCCACGCCCCUUUCAACAACUACUAAUGUAACUCAACCAGACCUGGCCCUAUUAUUUUGCAUAUGUCUUGGGUGGGAGUUAUUUAAAUGAGAGAUAUAGUGAUGUGUACGCUCCCGAAAGAAAACUAAUCAAGACUACAAACAAUGCUUACUGAUAUAGAGAAUAACUCCCUUUGGAGUGGACAUUGUGCUCUUUAAACUGCAGACAUUUUUCAUGCUCAAACAGCAACAUUACACACAAAAGAAAAUUGACAAUGUAAUAAAGCAUAUAGGUCCACUUUAACUUCUGUAGAAAACACUUACUGCUAAUUUUUUUGCAGACAUAGAUGCUCUUUGGACCAAGACACACAAAAGUCACAGUGUAUUUAUGAGUAUUAGUGACAUUUUCUCUGACGCUGCAGCUUAAAAUUGCAAAUUUGACUAUGAAGUUGACAAAUAUGAAGUGAGGCAACACUUUUUAAAUGCCAGUCGAGAUGUAAUAUUGCAAAUUCUCAGCUUUUAUAUUUGAGAGAUCUGGUAUUUUAAUUUGACUAAUAAGCUUCCAAAAUAUUUUAUGUAUAUUUUAAUAGGGUGAUUGCUCUAUAUAGUUUUUGUUGAGGGCAGUAACAAGAAAUGUCUUGUGCAAAACUAUAUUCUCAACUAAUCUUGGCUUGGGCCAGGGAAGUAGCACCUUCUAGAAACACUAGAUGGUGUUGCUGCCUGUGUUCACACAACAGGGAAAAUCAGGGGUUUGGAAUACUAAUAGAAGGUGUUUGUAUUAUGGUGUGUGUUCUGUAUAUACAUAUGUGAAAAUCACUUAAAAUGGUUUUAAUUGACCAAUAAAAGCCAUUCAUGAAUUAUAUAUCUUGCCAAACCAAAUAAAAGAAAAUUCCCAAACUUUA